Molecule: messenger RNA, 2182 nt
Organism: Sorex fumeus (smoky shrew)
Lineage: Eukaryota; Metazoa; Chordata; Mammalia; Eulipotyphla; Soricidae
Gene: ENTPD5
Product: ectonucleoside triphosphate diphosphohydrolase 5 (inactive)
Exons: 15
Coding region: 345-1631 (428 amino acids)
Biological process (GO): nucleoside diphosphate catabolic process
Cellular component (GO): membrane
Molecular function (GO): GDP phosphatase activity; UDP phosphatase activity
Source: RefSeq, a predicted model, not a curated record
CCCAGGUCAGUGGAAUUGUGGUUCUCUGAGACUGGGUGACGUGAAGAAAGGAUUUCAGAGUGACGCUCUGGGAGUGCUGAGUGGGGAAGCUUAAUACUUACUACAGAGACAAAGAUACACUGAGAAGACUUGAAAGGAGCUGGGGAUAGUGACAGAUACUAGCUGCCACCAAUUCCAGAGAAAAGAAUCCCAGAAGGAACUUUGUUGGGGAUUGAUCGACGUAACCAGCCUGUUUGCUGAAAAAGAAGAAUAAGCCACAGGAAGCGAUUUAAAAAUCACUGCAGGUGUGUGAACAACAUUGCUUCUGCAACAAAAGCCUAGACUCACCACAUCCUAGGAAGAGAAUGGCCACUUCCUGGGGGGCAGUCUUUUGCAUGCUGGUGGCAUCCUGUGUUUGCACGACUGUCUUCCACAGAGACCAGCAGACUUGGUUUGAGGGUGUCUUCCUGUCUUCCAUGUGCCCCAUCAAUGUCAGUGAUAGCACCUUAUAUGGAAUUAUGUUUGAUGCAGGCAGCACUGGCACACGGAUUCAUGUUUACACCUUUGAGCAGAGAAUACCAGGACAGCUUCCAGUUCUGGAAGGAGAAAUUUUUGAUGCUGUGAAGCCAGGGCUUUCUGCUUUCGUAGAGGAACCUAAGAGGGGUGCUGAGACUGUUCAAGGACUCUUAGAGGUGGCCAAAGACUCGAUUCCCCGAAGUCACUGGAAGAGGACCCCAGUGGUCCUAAAGGCAACAGCAGGACUUCGCUUACUACCAGAACAGAAAGCCCAGGCUCUUCUCUAUGAGGUAGAAGAAAUCUUCAAGAAGUCACCUUUCUUGGUACCAGAUGACAGUGUUAGCAUCAUGGAUGGAUCCAAUGAAGGCAUCUUAGCUUGGAUUACUGUGAAUUUUCUUACAGGUCAGCUGCAUGGUCAUGGCCAGGAGACUGUGGGUACCCUCGACCUGGGGGGGGCCUCCACUCAAAUCACCUUCCUGCCCCAGUUAGAGAAAACCCUGGAACAAACCCCUAGGGACUACCUCACUUCCUUCGAGAUGUUUAACAGCACUUAUAAACUCUAUACACAUAGUUACUUGGGAUUUGGAUUGAAAGCUGCAAGACUAGCAACCCUGGGAGCCCUGGAAACGGAAGGGAUUGAGGGACACACCUUCCGAAGUGCAUGUUUGCCAAGAUGGUUGGAAGCAGAGUGGAUCUUUGGGGGUGUGAAAUACCAGUAUGGUGGCAACCAGGAAGGGGAAAUGGGCUUUGAGCCCUGCUAUGCCGAAGUGCUGAGGGUGGUCCAAGGCAAACUUCAUCAGCCAGAUGAGGUCCGGAGAAGCUCCUUCUAUGCUUUUUCUUAUUAUUACGAUCGAGCUGCUGAAACCGACCUGAUUGAUUAUGAGAAGGGUGGCAUUUUAAAAGUUGAAGAUUUUGCAAGAAAAGCAAGGGAAGUAUGUGAUAACCUGGAGAACUUCAGCUCGGGCAGUCCCUUCUUGUGCAUGGAUCUCAGUUACAUCACAGCCUUACUGAAGGAUGGUUUUGGCUUUGCAGAGAACACUGUCUUACAGCUCACAAAGAAGGUGAACAAUAUAGAAACGGGCUGGGCCUUGGGGGCGACUUUUCACCUGCUGCAGUCUUUGGGCAUGACACAUUGAGGCCACACCCUUCCUCAGAGGCCACGUUUGCUGCUGCCUUUGUCAGGGGAGGAGCGAAGACCCCAUCACAUUCUAGCCAGCCUUGGGAAGCUGCCUUGACUGGAACCCAGUUGACUUCAUCAGCUUUGUCGAUGGGCUUUGUCAAUGGGUCUUGCCCUUUGGAUUUUAUUAAUUUUACACAUCAAAUGUGAACUGUUAUGUCAUUACUCUUGUGUCUAGAGCUGGCACUAGAGUCUAAAUAGUUGAGAUUCCUCUCUCACUGGGAACCAGAAAGAAUCGCUGUGGGCUGUGGAAUUAACCUGGAGGGCCCAGGGACAGACCCUGGGAACCAAAGAAAAUCUCAUUUCAACUUAGUGCCUCAUUCCUUUGAACAUUUGAAUUGUCCUCUUUCACACUAAAUGAACUGGUUGUAAUCCCAUAGCUACUGAUUUUAGACUUGUUUUUCUCAUACACUUUCCACCUCACCGUUCUUUCUACCCACCACCCUUUUGCAAAAGAGAAACUUACCUGGUUUUGCUUUUUCAUGUGUAAUUCAAGGGAACAAAAAGGUA